AUGACGGAUGUUAAGAGUCGACAAGUGCAGUUAUAUUUGGAUGCUGAGUCGAAAACCGAGGAAGCACGAUCUAAGUUUGAAGAGCUUGCGGAAUGUACAUACGGAAGUAAGAACUUAGGUAGUAGUGGACAAGUUUUGGAGUACAUGUCUUGUGACUGUGUAGAGCAAUGGGACAGUGAACAGGGCAUUAAUCUUGCGUGUGGUGAAGACAGCGAUUGUAUCAACCGAGUUACCAGUGUGGAGUGUAUCAAUAAACAUUGUGCAUCAACAUGUGGGAAGAACUGUUCCAAUCAACGGUUUCAAAAGAAACAAUAUGCUCCAGUAACAGUAUUUCAAACUGAGAAGAAAGGGUAUGGUUUGCGAGCUGAUAAAGAAUUAUCAGAGGGACAAUUCAUUUACGAGUAUAUUGGGGAAGUUAUUGAUGAAAAGGCAUUCAGACAACGAAUGAUAGAAUACGAUACAAAGAACUUUAAGCAUUUUUAUUUCAUGAUGCUUAAUAAAGAUUCGUUUAUUGAUGCCACUUUAAAAGGUUCCUUAGCAAGAUUCGUCAACCAUUCUUGUAGUCCUAAUGCCUUUGUGGAUAAAUGGGUUGUAGGGGAAAAGUUACGAAUGGGGAUCUUUGCUAAGAGAAGCAUUGCCGUUGGAGAGGAAAUCACUUUUGACUAUAAUGUGGAUAGAUAUGGUGCUCAAAAACAACCUUGUUAUUGUGGUGAACCCAACUGUAUAAAGUUUAUGGGUGGGAAAACUCAAACAGAUGCUGCAAUGUUAUUACCAGAAGGAGUAUCUGAAGCCUUGGGUGUUACUACCAAGAUGGAAAGAGCUUGGGUACGUGAAAAUAAGCAUAAGCUCAAAACAACUAAUGAAGAUAGUGGGAUCAACGAAGAUUUUGUUAAUAAUAUUCCCAUGCUUUCUUUGCUGCAACCAGUUGAGGUUUCUAAGGUCAUGGGAGCUUUGAUGAAGAAUCAAGAUGUGUUAAUAGCUUCUAAACUUAUAGAAAGAUUAUUUUUGACCAAUGAUGACAACAUCAAUUUGGCAAUUAUAAGGUUUCAUGGUUAUAAGACGUUUUCAAAAUUAAUUGAAGAAUAUAGAACCAUUGAUUCCGAACUUUCUCAAGAAAUCUUGACUAAGAUAUUAAAGAUUUUGGGGAAAUGGCCAAAAGUCACAAAGAAUAAAAUCAGUUCUUCACAAAUUGAAGAUGUGAUAAGAAAAUUGAAGGCUGCUUCAACUAACGAAGAGAUUCAAACAUUGGCUCAAAGUUUACUUGAUGAAUGGAGUACGUUGCUGAUGGCAUAUAGGAUCCCCAAGUAUGAUGGAAAUGAAGCAUAUAAUCAUAGCCCUAUUUAUGGUAGAGGGACACGAUCUCCAGAACAACCUUCCAUGGAUGGACAGAAUUAUAACAAUUCACAAAAACAAGAAUCUCUGGAAUUUGGUACAUACAAUGAUGCUGAUGGGACUCCGUUACCGGAUGGUUGGCAAAUGGCUAUUGAUAAAGAUACGGGGAAACCUUAUUAUUUCCAUACGGAGAAAAGAUUAUCGAAAUGGGAAAGGCCAGUAUCAGCUAUAAAACCUCAAUUACCCAAGGGGCCCAAGUUUGUUUCAAAGGAGAUAAAUGGAAGGGGAGGAAGAGAAGGAAGUGGUACUCCUAGGAGCAAGCAUCACGAAGAAGAAGAAUUAGCUCGUCGGGAAGAAGAUAAGUUAAGAAAGGAAAAGGAGAUGCUAUACAAUGAAGUGCUUGAAAAGGAGAAGCGUUUACAAGAGUUAAUUCAGCAGAGUCAAAAAGGAACUCAAGCGGGUAUGGCUAGUUCUGUAAAGUCUUUGAGUUCCAAUUCCAAUGGGGGUAUAAAGAACAAGCAAUAUAAAUCGCUGAGUCAUAGAACACCAAGUACAGAGUCUCAAUGGAUGGCAUUAUUUGCCAAAUAUGUACCUAAUUUACUUCGUCUGUAUGAAGCGGAAAUUGGCCGUGAAAACAUGAAAAAGUGUGCCAAAGAUUUGGUACAUCAAUUGGCCCAAAAGGAAGUGAAACGUGACGCAGAGAAAACUCCCCCCAGUGAGUUUGUUGAUUCCAAAGUUAAAAAGAUAAAGGAAUCUGUGAAGUUAUUUAUGGAAAAGUAUUUGGUCAAGUACAGAAAGAAGCACGAUAAGAGGAAGCAUGAAUCCAGUGAGAACAAUCAAAGGAAAAGGGUCAAAACCGAUGAUUAG
Lizanozyma spartinae is the source of this 2199-nucleotide messenger RNA. RefSeq names its product histone methyltransferase (gene SET2). The coding region runs from base 1 to 2199 and encodes 732 amino acids. The record is from RefSeq and is a predicted model, not a curated record. The transcript has a single exon. Gene Ontology annotation, cellular component: nucleus; chromosome; chromatin. Lineage: Eukaryota; Fungi; Ascomycota; Pichiomycetes; Serinales; Debaryomycetaceae. Gene Ontology annotation, molecular function: protein binding; histone H3K36 methyltransferase activity. Gene Ontology annotation, biological process: regulation of DNA-templated transcription.